This is a messenger RNA of Amoebophrya sp. A25, 680 nucleotides long. Lineage: Eukaryota; Dinophyceae; Syndiniales; Amoebophryaceae. The record is from the annotation of a GenBank genome assembly.
CUGCUACCUAGCUUAGCCUUCACCUGUCGUUAUGGAAAAUAAAACCCAUCUUUUCUGUGGUUCUAUAUUUGUUCCUAGGCAGUUGGGAGUCUGAUAAUGUAAGUGAAUAAGUUUUAGCAAUGUUCACCGACUGGGAUACCGAGCAACUGACUACGCCACUAGAAUGAACACACUGAAACCACUACCACGCGCAUGCAAGCCAGGGAAAUCACCCGGGUCACUAUUGCCAGCCUGCGAGUGAGAACGGUGGCGCGGCUACCACUAGGACACGGAUGGGGGCGGUGAGUGUGGCCAGGCUGGUGAUGGUGAUGACGAUGAGAACGAACAGGGAGCCGGGGACUUUGGUGGCGUUCAUGAUUUUGGCGGAACGUUGGGGAGCCUCUACGCAUGGGAGGAACGAAGAACGAGGCAGGGCGAGUUGAUUUGCAAUGAUUGAGAUCAGAGCCAGGGGCAGGGAUCUAACUAGACCAGGGCAGCGAAGUUAUGCCGAUUCUUCCCGGGGCAGUGACCUUUUGACCUUGUGCCUGCGUUCCCCCUCCCAAAGCAAGGACCACCAUACGAAACACCACGCACCAGGUAACGCCUACACUUACUACACUUACAAACUCGAGAAAGUGGCAAAAUGCGCUCUGGCUACUUUUCGCCGUGUUGCGCAUGAGAUAGCUGGCGCGUGAUAUUUG